AAGUCCUAUUCCGGACACUGUAAUACCACGGAAAUAUUAUCUUUGUGAAACAGCUAUGGCAAAUCAUUUUGCUCAACUGAAUCUAACCUUACCGGUCGAUGCAUCCAAAAUUAAAAGUGAUUGUGGCACACCUCUCUUUGGUAGUUCGUCAUACUUCCCACUUGAUUCUAGUCAGAUUGCUUCCGCUCAUGAAAUGUAUCAGAACUUGUCAUUGUACACUAAUACGAAUGCAGGUGUUAUUACUAUUAAUGACGAUGAGGAAGUUGAUGAAGAUACUCAAACUGAUAGAUCACCUUUGCAAUUUUCAAAUGAUUUGAAAGAUCACUUAAGAUUUAAACGAAUGAAUCCAACAGACGUGUUCCUAAAAGGAUUACUUUCACCCGAACCAUCACUCGCGAUAGUGCCGUUUAAUCCUGAUCGCCUUAAAGGUUUACUUCCUCCUGAUUCUUCAGAUCAAACACCAAACGAAGAAAAUUCGGACACUAAAGUAUUACCAACUAGUCAAAUGCUCGAUUCUCCUACUAUGUUCCCCACCUUUUCUCCUACAUUUAAUAACAUUUCAUGCAUGGAUAUCGAUUCAGAUGUCAAAGGAUAGAAAAAAUAUACUAUAGUUUUUAUUUUAGCAUACAAAUCGGGUGUACAGUUACAGUGAAUAAUCUAUGCAUUUUCUGGUGUUACUAUAUUCAUGAAGUGGACGUAUAAAACAUAUGACACAACUUGCCUUCAAUUAUAGUCUUUAUAUUAUUUGUUGC
Messenger RNA from Schistosoma turkestanicum, 752 nucleotides. Lineage: Eukaryota; Metazoa; Platyhelminthes; Trematoda; Strigeidida; Schistosomatidae. The record is from the annotation of a GenBank genome assembly.